AUGUACGAGGAGGAAUGGGAAUUAGCUAGGUGGUUGAUCCAAAAUGUCAGGCAAAACCAAACCGACGAAUUUCUAAAGCUUCCUAUUGUUCGAAAUCGUGCCCAGGUUACAUACCCAAAUAACCGCUCCUUCUUGAAAAAAAUUGACGCACUGCCUACAAAAGGACCUGAAUGGCACUGUGACCUCAUCAAGGUGGCAGGAGACAUUAUUGCCAUGGAUGGUGAGAUGUCGUCAGCUGAAUUAGAACUCUGGCGGCGCGACUUGGUGGACUAUAUGAUGGCUUACGCACCUGAGCAUGCAUUUGAGGACAGGGGAGGUAAUAGCCGAAUUUAUGAUGAAAUGUGGUCAGGGGACUGGUGGUGGGACAUGCAGGGCAAGCUGCCGAAAGGAGCAACAAUAGCACCAGUCAUCCUUGCGUCCGAUAAAACAAGCCUCUCACAGUUUAGAGGCGACAAAUCUGCAUGGCCAGUCCAAAGACAACGCCGUCGUCCACGGAUGCAUGGAGCCAUUUUGCUUGGCUACCUCCCAGCAACAAAGCUUGACUGCUUUAGCAAAGGAACUCGGUCCAUUGCAGGGUAUCAGCUGUUUCAUGAAUGUAUGUGGAGGCUUCUACAGCCCCUGAUUGAAGCUGGCAAGGAGGGUGUAGAGAUGUGCACCCUGAUCCUCACUGCCUAUGUUGCCGACCAUCCAGAACAGUGUCUCAUUACCUGCACGAAAGAAAGUUUCUGUCCUAAGUGUCGUGUUCACAGAGACAGCCGUGAUGAAGUGUGCACCUUGACUAUGCUGGAACACAAGCGAACAGGUCGCAGGGUACCCGCCUACACACGUGAGGGGCUGCGCCCUGUGUAUUGUCCAUUCUGGGCAGAUCUUCCUUACUCCGAUAUCUUUGGCAUGAUCACACCUGAUAUUCUGCACCAAUUGCACAAGGGCGUGUUUCAUGAUCACCUGUUGAAAUGGUGCACCGAAAUCGCAGGAGAAAAAGAGAUUGACGAAUGUUACCAAAAGAUGUCCAAUUAUCCAGGGACAGAGCAUCGGGAGAUGCAACGAGUCUUCAUGGGUGUGUUAGCUGGGGCGGUUCAACCAACAGUUAUUCAAGCAGCACGUGUCGUCCUCGAUUUUAUAUACUACACACAAUUCCACGCCCAUACAUCUCAGUCUCUUGAUGCCCUAGAGUCCGCGCUGCGCGAAUUUCACGAUCACAAGCAUAUAUUCAUGGAUCUGGGGGUGCGUAAUGACUUCAAUAUUCCAAAAAUGCACUCAAUGCAACAUUACGUGGUGUCGAUCAAGUCUCGUGGCUCCGCAGAUGGAUUCAACACUGAAUUCCCCGAACGCCUCCACAUUGACUUUGCAAAAAAUGUGUAUCGAGCAACAAACAAAAAAGACUAUGUUGAAGCAGUGGACCAAUUCGUGGCUUACAUGGACUGGAGGUUGCAGAGAAAGAUGGAUGAUGAGGAAGCCGAUGGCGAUGUUGACGAUGUUGAAGGUGGCAUAGCGCUGAAUGCAGAUGUACCCGAGCCACAGCCGCCAAGUGAGGGUGAUACACCUUUAUCUCAUGUCCUGGCAGUCCGUCCUCCAUUGCGCGCUCUAGCAGUUGAUUAUAUUGCCCAGACAUUUGGGGCGGUCAAUUUCUUUACUGCACUCACCCAAUACCUGAAUCGAACUCCACCACCCCAAAAUCCACCACCCCCACAAGUACCGUUGUCAGUCUGUCGUUGGGACAGGUUUGAUGCUUACCGGCGUCUGUCAAUCCCUUAUCCACACUUGCGUGCAGUCCAUAUGUCGAAGUCCAUGGACCGCAUCCGUGCAGUGCCUUACACCCCUCCUUCUGGUCGGUCAGCUGGUUCGCCAGGACAAUUUGAUACAGUCCUGGUGCAAACAGAAGGUACUACUAAUGUACACACUCAGGGGACUGCAUUGGAAGGUCUUCAAGUUGCGCAAGUCCACCUGAUAUUUGACUUACCAAUGCACCUGCGCACUACUGGACAGCCUUUCCACCUUGCACUCGUUGAAUGGUUCAAUCCCUUCCGGGCAUGCGAUGCAUUGUUGCAGCUGCACACAGUCUCGCGUUCUUAUGUGGGUCAAGCUCCUCGCACUGAGGUGAUCCCCAUCAGUCAAAUUUCUCGGAGUUGUCAUCUUAUACCUAAGUUCGGCACACAUGUCGACCAAACGUGGAGGCGGGAUUUCAUCUUGGAUGCAUGCAAGACAUUCUACCUUAAUCCUUGGAUAGACAUGUACAGCUUCUACAAAUUCCGAACCGCCUGA
This is a messenger RNA of Suillus subalutaceus, 2262 nucleotides long. RefSeq lists its product as uncharacterized. Bases 1 to 2262 code for a protein of 753 amino acids. NCBI's taxonomy places the organism in Eukaryota, Fungi, Basidiomycota, Agaricomycetes, Boletales, Suillaceae. The record is from RefSeq and is a predicted model, not a curated record. The transcript has 11 exons.